Molecule: messenger RNA, 729 nt
Organism: Lucilia cuprina (Australian sheep blowfly)
Lineage: Eukaryota; Metazoa; Arthropoda; Insecta; Diptera; Calliphoridae
Product: putative gustatory receptor 28b
Exons: 2
Coding region: 1-729 (242 amino acids)
Biological process (GO): sensory perception of taste
Cellular component (GO): membrane
Source: RefSeq, a predicted model, not a curated record
AUGUUUUCACAAAUUGUUUCGGAUAAAAUUGAUAGAUUUCGCAAAAGUUUCAUUUCGAAUCAAGUGUUUGAGGCUUUGCAGCCGUUAUUUUUUCUCACUUUUCUAUACGGUUUAACGCCAUUUCGUGUUAUCAAAAAUAAAGAUGGCGAAAGUAAUGUGCAAAUGUCAUUUUUCGGUUUUGUUAAUAUUGCCGUUUAUAUAUUGUUGUAUGGCUGCUGUUAUAUAAUCUCACUGCUGCAAGACGAAACUAUGGUGGGUUAUUUUUUUCGUACGAAAAUUUCCAAUGUCGGUGAUACAAUGCAAAUUUGUAAUGGUCUUAUAACCGGUGCCGUUAUAUACAUUUCGGCCGUCACUCAGAGACGAAAAUUAUUAAGAGUCUGUCGUAUACUCUAUAGUUUGGAUACGAAUUUCGCUAAUAUUGGCAUAAAAGUGAAAUAUUCGCGUAUUUAUCGUUAUUCUAUAGUUAUGAUUAUAUUUCAAACUGUUGUGAUUGGUGUGUAUUUUGCCGGUGUUUUUCGUUUGCUAAAAUCCAUGAAAGUUACACCAUCGUUUAGUGUUUGUGUUACAUUCUUUUUGCAACAUUCUGUCUUAUCGAUUGCCAUAUGUUUGUUUUGUUUUAUGGCACGCAGCUUUGAACGACGUUUGGUAAUAUUAAAUAAGGGUGUUAUUAAAACAUCAACAACCACGCAUUGUGGCAGCAAUGAAUUGCAACAGGUUUAUGGCGGUUAA